This is a messenger RNA of Cotesia congregata, 1575 nucleotides long. The record is from the annotation of a GenBank genome assembly. Lineage: Eukaryota; Metazoa; Arthropoda; Insecta; Hymenoptera; Braconidae.
UUUCCCAGUGCCGCCAGUGCCCCCGUGCAGCCAGUGGCUACUCGAACAACUCACGUGUGUAAACAAACGUGUGUAAAACGUUUGAAGAUGGAAGACUUUCUAAAAAUUGACUGGAAUCCGCCAACAAGUGAUGUAGUGGACGAUGUGUUUAUCAAUGAAGAUAGGUUAAAGAGCACAAGUGUCAUGUACCAAUUAAUCCGUGAGAUGUUAGUGGAUCCUACCAAAGACGCUUAUAAAAAAUACAUUGACAAGAUAACACCAGAUGAUAUUAAAAUUUAUAAAGCAAUGAUGGCUAAGCAGAAUGUGGAGAAAAAUUUGAAAAGACGCAAGAAGGAAGCGGAUAAUUCUGUGGAGCAGGAAAUGGAAUUGCCAAGGGGUUACGUUCCUGGGGUGCCUAAAAAACUUGACAUCAGGUUUCCUAGAUCUUCUAGUUUGACUGCUGAGCAACAAGCACUUGGAGUGAUCGAGGCCAGAUACUUUAGAGAUAAAAACUCUCAAUUAUUCUUAGGAGACUUGGACAGUAAUUUUGAAAACUUAGCCAAGGAACACAAUGUCGAUCUGGUGAUUACUCAAUCUGGCUUGAAUUGUCUGGCUAUCAAUAUUGAUCCUUCCUAUGCGAACAAUUGGAUCCUUCCGGUUGAAGUCAAAGAAAUCAACAACAAAAAUGUUGUCUUUGUUGGCAAACCACUGCCGCCUAUGGUGAAAAAUGUUUUACAAAAAAAUUCAUGGGUUGCUAAGUACAUUCUUAAGAGCUUUUUUCUUGUUCCUGAUAGUCCUGAUGCUAAUACUCAGGAUAACUUACUGCGUUCGAGACCACCCAACUGGAGAGAUCCUGAUAUUUCGGUUGAAGACUCGGAUAGAGUUUGGUGCGAACAGUAUCAGUAUAAUAUUUAUGAAAUUGGAUCUGGUGGAUCUCCACAAAAUGAACUUAUGAAAAGUAAAAUUCAAAAAGAUUAUAAAUUAUUGGUGAGAACUAAAAUUGAUGGAAUUGAGAAAUCAAGAAAUGAUGAAACAAAUCGAAUAAAACUAGCACCAAAAUUAGAGAAUCAAUUAUAUUUAGGCGCUGAAGCGGUUACAAUAGAAGAAGGAGCAAGACAAUGGAUUUCUUUAGCAUUUACACCAGAUACAACUCUUCUGCGAGUUCGAAUGUCAGCGCAAACCUUGGAGUACAUUCAACGAGAAACUCGCUCAACAGUUUCUAUCAGCAAUGAACUGAAUCGCCUGCACAAUGUCAAAGGUGAAGACGCAUAUCCCAUUAUAUACAACGUCGCUGACACUAUGACAAAAAUGCCACCCGGACGUUAUCUUUUGCGACACACUCCGCGCAAUGGAGCGUUUGCUAAUAUUUACAAGGAGACCGAUCAACAAGGGAAAAACACGAUUGACCUUGAAGUUAUCUUUUGCCAAAAUGAGUUUGAAACUGCUUCUAAUCCUCCAUGGCCGUUAAUCGACAACAAAGCUCUUACACCAGCUUUAAUUCACUGGAAGCGUUUGCCAGCGAUGUUUUAUCCGUCAAAAUUUCCUCCAAAACCUCAACAAAAAAAGAAUCUUCGAAAUCGAAAUACAAAAAAAUAA